Stegostoma tigrinum is the source of this 4396-nucleotide messenger RNA. It is a transcript of the gene hmgcra, whose product is annotated as 3-hydroxy-3-methylglutaryl-CoA reductase a. The record is from RefSeq and is a predicted model, not a curated record. NCBI's taxonomy places the organism in Eukaryota, Metazoa, Chordata, Chondrichthyes, Orectolobiformes, Stegostomatidae. Gene Ontology annotation, cellular component: endoplasmic reticulum membrane; peroxisomal membrane. The coding region runs from base 169 to 2817 and encodes 882 amino acids. The transcript has 20 exons. Gene Ontology annotation, biological process: isoprenoid biosynthetic process; sterol biosynthetic process; coenzyme A metabolic process. Gene Ontology annotation, molecular function: protein binding; NADP binding; hydroxymethylglutaryl-CoA reductase (NADPH) activity.
AGAGUGCGGAGCUUAUCGGGCGAUGGGCGCUCGCCAUUUUCGCGUCUGGAGGUUGACGGCGAGAGCAGCGGAGAGGUGUUGUUGUUGGUGAGGUUCUGUGCUGCUGGAUCGUUUUCAAAAUUAAUGGUUUUUCUCGUGCUUUUUAAAAAUCUCGGGUAAAAUUUUAAAAUGCUGUCCAGGCUAUUCCGCAUGCAUGGGCUUUUUGUUGCCUCCCACCCUUGGGAGGUGAUUGUUGGAACAGUCACAAUUACUAUUUGCAUGAUGUCCAUGAAUAUGUUUACUGGCAAUAAUCAGAUUUGUGGAUGGAAUUUUGAAUGUCCAAAGAUUGAGGAGGAGAUAUUAAGUAGUGAUAUCAUAAUACUGACCAUCACACGCUGCUUAGCAAUCUUGUACAUAUACUUCCAGUUCCAGAACCUCCGACAACUUGGUUCCAAGUAUAUGCUAGGGAUUGCUGGUCUCUUCACCAUUUUCUCCAGCUUUGUUUUUAGCACUGUUGUAAUUCAUUUUCUGGAUAAAGAACUAACUGGCCUCAAUGAAGCCUUGCCUUUCUUCUUGCUGCUAAUUGAUCUAUCCAAAGCCAGUGCCCUGGCCAAAUUUGCGCUGAGCUCCAACUGCCAGGAUGAAGUAAGGGAAAAUAUUGCACGUGGAAUGGCCAUUCUGGGUCCCACUUUCACUCUUGAUGCUCUUGUGGAAUGUCUUGUGAUAGGUGUUGGUACUAUGUCUGGGGUGCGACAAUUGGAAAUCAUGUGCUGCUUUGGAUGCAUGUCUGUUUUGGCAAACUACUUUGUCUUUAUGACAUUUUUCCCAGCUUGUGUCUCCCUUGUGUUGGAGCUUUCCCGAGAAAGUCGUGAAGGUCGUCCAAUUUGGCAGCUUGGUCAUUUUGCUCGUGUCUUGGAGGAAGAAGAAGAUAACAAACCCAAUCCUGUAACACAGAGAGUGAAAGUCAUCAUGUCUCUGGGACUAGUCCUAGUUCAUGCUCAUAGUCGCUGGAUAGCAGAACCAUCUUCACAGGAAAACACCUUAGAAAUGCCCAAAUCUGGCACGAGCAUUGAUGGAAGUAUGCCGAAAAGAAUUGAUCCCGGUGUACCACUCUGGCAAUUCUAUCUUUCCAGGAUGGUCAGCAUGGAUAUUGAACAAGUAAUUACUCUUGGUCUAGCGCUCUUUCUUGCUAUCAAAUACAUCUUCUUUGAGAAGGCGGAAACUCAGUCGUCUUUCUCAUUGGUGGUACAGAAAAAGAAUACUGAUAGCUGUAUGAAUAAUACUGGAGCUGCCAGAUUCCAAUCAUGUUCUCUGGCAGAUGAGGAACAAACUAGUAAAGAAAAUACAGAUGAAGUCAUUAAGCCUAUUGCAUUUACAAUACCAAAAUUGGUCAAUGAUUCAUCAAAAGCAAAUUUUGUGUUGGGAGACCUCACUCCUCCCAGCUCUUCAUCCUCAGGAACACCCGAAGAGCUGGAUAUUGAGUUGCCAUUAGAACCACGACCAAUUGAAGAAUGCUUAUUCAUACUCCGAAACCCAGAGCGAGGAGCAAAACACCUUAGUGAUGCUGAGGUAAUCCGUCUGGUGAAUGCCAAACACAUUCCAUCUUACAAACUGGAGAAUCUGAUGGAAACUCCAGAACGUGGUGUGUUCAUUCGUAGACAGAUCCUGGCUGAAAAACUGCCAAAAACUACUGCAUUACAAAUGCUUCCCUACAAGGAUUACGAUUACUCACUGGUCAUGGGCACUUGCUGUGAGAAUAUCAUUGGCUAUAUGCCCAUCCCUGUGGGAGUUGUUGGACCACUUUUCCUGAAUGGGAAGGAGUAUCAAGUACCUAUGGCGACGACUGAAGGCUGUCUUGUGGCAAGCACUAACCGUGGUUGCAGGGCAAUAAGUCUGGGUGGUGGAGCACGGAGUCGCGUUUUGGCAGAUGGAAUGACUAGAGGUCCAGUUGUAAGGCUGCCGAGUGCAUGUGAGGCAGCAGAAGUGAAAACCUGGCUAGAGAACCCCGAAGGCUUUCAAAUUAUGAAAGAGAUGUUUGACAGCACUAGUAGAUAUGCCCGGCUUCAGAAGCUGCAGAUUGGGCUUGCUGGACGUGAUCUCUAUAUCCGUUUUCAAUCAAAGACUGGAGAUGCCAUGGGCAUGAACAUGAUCUCAAAGGGUACAGAGAAGGCUCUCUCCAGGUUGCAGGAAGAGUUCCCAUCUUUGCGUGUACUAGCUGUUAGUGGCAACUACUGCACAGAUAAGAAACCUGCUGCAAUUAACUGGAUUGAGGGAAGGGGAAAGUCUAUAGUUUGUGAAGCAGUCAUUCCAGCCAAAGUUGUGCAUGAGGUAUUAAAAACCUCUACACACUCUCUUGUAGAAGUGAAUAUCAGCAAAAACCUGGUUGGUUCAGCUAUGGCUGGAAGUCAGGGUGGUUACAAUGCACAUGCUGCAAAUAUCGUUACAGCUAUUUAUAUUGCCUGUGGACAGGACCCAGCCCAGAAUAUUGGUAGUUCAAACUGUAUUACGUUAAUGGAAUCAACAGGCCCCAGUAAUGAAGACUUGUAUAUUAGCUGCACCAUGCCGUCCAUAGAGGUUGGAACUGUUGGGGGAGGAACCAACUUGCCACCGCAGCAAACUUGCCUGCAGAUGCUUGGUGUUCAGGGUGCAAGUCGGGAGUGUCCUGGUGAAAAUGCACGUCAGCUGGCAGAGAUAGUUUGUGGUACAGUAAUGGCAGGUGAACUGUCUCUCAUGGCAGCACUAGCAGCUGGACAUCUGGUGAAAAGCCACAUGAUCCACAAUAGGUCAAAGGUUAACCUCCAGGUGCUCCCCAGCAGCAGUACAAAGAAAGCAGCUUGAUUUCAAUAGGAUAUGUGAAAGGGAUUCACUGAAGACUGGCACUUGUACACUGGAAAAAUGCUUUGGCUUUCUGUUUGGAAUUAAAGGGACAAUUUUUAGUGUUCAUGACUGAUUUUCAGAAUUGCUGGUCUGAACUGUUGACCAGUAUAUCUGAAAUGAAGCGAACGAGGAUGACUCCCAAAGCAAAGAUACCAGUAUCAAAUAGUGUACCCAGAAAUCAUACAGUGGUACGAGAGUAGCCUGCAGAACCUACUAUGAGAAGAAACUGUAAAAUGUAAAGGACCUUGUGAAUGUUUGCUAUUCCUGCUUAAUCCUAUUGUCUUAAAUUGUCAUAAGUUAUUAUUUGUUUUUCUUUUGGAUUAGUUUCAAAGCUUGCAAUAAUGAGUGUCUGGACUGAAAUUACUGAAAACAAUUACUACACUCUUGAUUAAAAACACAUCCCUGGCUGUGGAAAUUGUUUUGAGUAAGGUUGAUAUUACCAUAGACACUUUUUUAAAAAAAAAAUUUGUUCACUUUGCACAAAUGUAUAGGUGUUGCACAGUCAAGAAAUUCAAGAGUAGGGAAGUUAUAUCAGGAUGAUAGUAUAUGUAAACUGUUGAAGAGACGUCAAAAUGCUCUAUACUGAGUUUUAAUAUUUUUUAUUAAUAGCAACUGAAUUAGCUUUUGCCAAAAAAAUUUUAAAACCUCUACUUCACUGAUAGUUUAAUCUCCAAUUCAACUUCAAAAUCUGGUACAAAUUCAUUAUAUCAUCCUUUCCAUGCCUUUGGGGAGAAUACCUGAAGUAAUCUACUUGAUUUAACAGCUGAAGAGUAGCUUGCCAGUAAUUGACCUGGAAUUUCCUGACUGCUUGACACAAGUGGUCAAAACAAAACUAACUGCACCUAGCUUUUAACACUGGCAUCUCCUUAACCAUGUGCACUGUUUCUCCAGAUCCUCUGAUUAACUUGGCACAGAGUGAAACCUAGUUCUCUAAUUAUAUGAAUUGACCAGUUAUGAACAAGCUGUAUUUUUGCCAGCAGUUUAGCUGCGGCAGAACCUAGCAUUGUCUUGAUAUCUUUACUGUACAUCAUUCCGAUGAGUUUAUAUUUAAGGUUUCAUGACCCUCACCUAUAUAUUUCAGUAGAAAGAGCGUGCCCAAGGCUGGUACUUUGAUUCCAGGCCAGUUGCUUAAAAAAAAAUGUUCACCCAAAGUAGAAUAAUGUUCAUUUUCACUUUUACAUUAUGAAAAAUAAAUAUGGGUCACUCAUAACAUUUUGCACAUCUCUCACCACUACACAGAGCUUUUCAGUCUUUCUUUUCAAGCAAGUGAUAGUUGUAAUAGGAUAUUUAAAUUUCAAUUUACCCUAGAAGUACAGCAAGAUACUUCAGUUUGUGUGCUUUUGAUUUGUCCCUUUAUUCAUUGUUUAUUACAAAUUCUGUCAGCAAAGUUACAGAUGUUUCAAACUGCUAAGAGGUAGGUUGAUGAUUCUAAGCCUUCACCUGCAGUUUCGGGAAUGUUAUCAUUUAAGAGUACUCCAUUCAUUACAUAAAAGCAGUAGUGUCCAGGAAACUAUUAGUAAUAAAGAUCUUACAAAUCAAA